AUGACAUCCGGAUUUGCUCCUGUUGUUACCCCAGCACUGAUGGCUUCUAUAAGAUGCCGGCCGCACAUCCCCAGGCACUCCUGGUACUUCAUCGCAGCAACGACCCUGAUGGUUCUCAAUCGUCCCGACGAGAUCCCCAAAGUCUACAAGCAUGUCAUGGGACACGGUGUCGGGCCUGGUGAUGAUAUACCCGGAGCAGACGAGCAGCUCAUGAUGUCGAGAAAGUUGAGAGAGGCCCUCGUAAAAGCAUCUGCCGUUGGAGGUCUACCCAAGGCAAUAAACUCGCUCAUGGAAUUGAAGAAGGUGACACCGGAUCACCUCCUAGAUGAGCCAUGCGACGGUGACUCCAACGCCGUAUCGCCCACGGCGCGGCAUCGAGAUGUCCACGCUACACCCGCGUCAAAGAUCAUCGAGCGUGGGCAGCAAUUCUGGAACAACAUUUACGGGAAGAUUUCUAGACGGAUCCUGAGCCAGCUGGACAGGUCCGGUACGGAGGACCUGGGCCUGACGGCACGGCUAAUGUAUGGAUAUAUUCUGAGCAACACCAACGUGCUGUCCCCCGUGGAAACGUCAUACGUGCUCAUUGCCGGGCUCAUCCCCCAGGAUGUCAACCCACAGCUCAAGGGCCAUUUGCGAGGCGCUCUCAACAACGGGGCGACGGCGGACGAGGUGAGGGCUGUGAGAGGCAUCGUCAUUGAGAUCUGCGAAGCCUCGGGUAUGAAGCAACUUGGCGAGGAUGUGCCAGGCGGCUGGGGAUGGCGCAGUGAGGUUGCAACGAUUUGA
Colletotrichum siamense is the source of this 783-nucleotide messenger RNA. RefSeq lists its product as uncharacterized. Gene Ontology annotation, molecular function: peroxiredoxin activity. NCBI's taxonomy places the organism in Eukaryota, Fungi, Ascomycota, Sordariomycetes, Glomerellales, Glomerellaceae. The record is from RefSeq and is a predicted model, not a curated record. The transcript has 3 exons. Bases 1 to 783 code for a protein of 260 amino acids.